Vitrella brassicaformis is the source of this 2295-nucleotide messenger RNA. Lineage: Eukaryota; Vitrellaceae. The record is from the annotation of a GenBank genome assembly.
CUCUUUCACUGCUGCAUUACAUCCCAUCCGUUGUCACUCUUGUGCCAUUGAGCGAUUCAUGCGAUGACGGCCACCCAUCAAGCUCUCUGUCUGUCUGUACAGUGUUGCUUUCCCUUGAUCGCUCUGAGCCUCACCCUCUGUCUGUCCCUCUGAGCAUUCCUGUUGCAGGCCGCGGGGGUGGGGAGGAGGGACAAUCUGUCAGUCAGUACACAGACGCCGCAGCUGAUGCAGGCAGCUACGAGUGCUGGCUACAUCUAGCAUCAUGGGUUGGUUAAGAUCUAUCCCUCCUGCUCCUCACAGCCGCCCUCCACCUCUCCCUCCGAGUCAUCGCCCUCCCCAUCGCCAUCGCCAUCGUAGCUAUCAUCAUCCGCUCCCACGUUUGUCGCCACCUCGGCGGCCUGCACCACAUGCUGCUGAUAGAGGGCCUGCAGACGCUCCUCAUCCACACGAGGCCGGAAAUGGAGGAACAGAAACCGCACCGCCUGCGUGAUUAAGACACAACCAGACAGUUAACAAGCUGACAGUGUGUAUUCGCUACGCGUGGGAUGCAGGUGACUCACCUGAAUUGCGAUCCCAUGUCAUUGUGUGUCUGCAGCGCUGCUACCUUGUCCACGCCGCCGGCCUGCACGGAGGUCAAAGAAAGAUAGCCGUGUGGAUGUUGGUCGCUCCCCAUUAUGCUCUCUCUCUCUCGUUGUCUCACCUGCUCUAGUAGUGUGCAGUAGGGGUUGUCGGGGAGGCCCUCGUUGGCCUGCUUCUGACGACCCACACUGCACACACGAAUGCAACAUGCCGGCAGCAGACAUGAGCAACACACAAGCAGGUGGGCGUUGGACCUACCUUAGUACGUCAUCCAGCGCUGAGAGGAUGGACUCCAACACCUCACCGUCAUCUUCGGCGCCAUUGAGCAGGUCACAUAUGGGCCGAAUGCCGCCGCACUCAACCACAUAGUCAAUCUGCACGAUUUAGCGGACAGGUACACACCCGCCCACACAAAUGUGCCACACACGGCACAGGAAAUAAGUCGUGUGUGGCCGGCUGGCAAACAUACAAACCUGUUGCUGCGAUCCUCUGACUACAAUACUGCCGAUAUUCGCUGCUGCCCUCUUCUUCAGGUCGGCAUCGCUGUCCCCGCUGGCCACCAGGUCAACCAGCAGAGGGACCAGGCCGCCAUCGAUGAGCGUCUGCACAUGGGCAGUGCUGCCUGCAUCCAAUCAGCCCACCCAAACAGCACAGCACCCUACACAUGACGUGGGUGGAUCUAUGUGUGUAGCUGUCUUACCUAGAGCCAGGAACUGCACUAUCGCACAAGCGACAGCUUUGAUCUUUGGCUCGGCCAUCUGCAGCAAUGGCUUGAUCGACGCGACGGCGCCACACUCGACCAAAGCGUCAAGGUCAGCAUCGGUACCUGUGGGGCAGGCAGGACACAAUGAGCCAUGUACGCAGCCAGUGAUGGUGUUUGGUGCACUUUCACGGAAACUCACCUUGCUCAUUGAAUUGAAUCACAAAUUGUUGCAGCGCCCCUCGUGCGCAUUGCAGCACAUUGUCGUCCUGCUGCGGCGCGGCGAUGAGACCGACCAGCACCGGCAGGAAGGGCACCAACUCGGCCAGUGGGACAGGGUGGGGCGAGUUCUCGGAGACACUCCACAGAUAGCACAGCAGGUAGGCACUCCCGGUCAGCACGGCGACGUUGCUGCUCUCGCGCAUCGCCUUCAGCAGCGGCUGCAGGACGCCGGCGGCCAGCACGGCAUCGCGACAGGUCGAUGACUCCGUCGUGAUAAUGCACAGCGCCGCGAUGGCCGCUCCACGCACAUUGUCAUCGGCUGACGACACGAGCUGCACCAGGGGCGGGACGGCACCCGCAUCCACCACCAAAUCGCUAUGAUGCCUCGCCAGUCUGCUAAGGGCCAAUGCUGCGGGUUUCUGCACCUUGUCGCACCCGCUCAGCUGCUCGACCAACACAGGCACCAGACCCGCAUCGAUGGCCUUCUCCUCGAUUGUGCCAGCCAUGUGCUCGAUGAGGAGCAGCCGCGGCAGCAGUCCAAUGGCGCUGAUGCAAAGCUGCGGAUCACUGGCCGAGGCGGAGGCUAUCAGGUUGCAUAUGUCGGUCAUUGUGGCGGCAAUGUCGGCCUCGACGGCAUCCAGCCCUCGCUGCUGCACUGACUGGUCGUACGCCUCCUUUGUCCUGUUGGAUUUGUACAGGUCCCUCGCCUUGUUCAGCACUGCUUGGGGUGAGGGAUGGCCAUCUGUGGUGCUGACGGCCUCUUCUGUGCUGCCCGACGACUCCAUCUCGUCAAC